AUGCUACCAUGCGAAGGAGUCUUUAAGAAUGCUACCGCUACUUUUAUAAUUGGGAACAAUGAACUUUGCGGUGGAUUGUCAGAAUUUUACCUCCCCUAUUACAUCUCCAAAAGCUCUACUAGCAGAAAGAUCGAUGUAAUGAUAUUGUCCACUUCUGUUAUUUUUGGAGUUCUUGGAAUAGCUCUUAUUCUAGCUUUUAUAUAUCUCUGUUGGUUGAAGAAAAAAGUAGAUGAACCAGUUUCAAGUUUGAAGGAUGAUUCAUGUCCGAACGUUUCUUAUGGAACACUCUUAAAAGCAAUUGACGGUUUUCCUUCAGCAAAUUUGAUCGGUAUUGGAAGCUUUGGUUCCAUUUAUAGGGGGAUCCUCGAGGAAAAUGAAACCGUUGUUGCUAUAAAGGUGCUUCAUUUAGUCUGUGAAAGUGCUUUGAAGAGUUUCAUAGUCGAGUGCGAGGCAUCAAGGGACAUCAAACAUCGAAAUCUUUUGAAGAUAUUAACAGUUUGCUCAAGUAAUGAUUAUCAAGGAAAUGAUUUUAAGGCCUUAUUCUAUGAAUUCAUGGACAAUGCAUGCCUAGAACGGUGGCUACACCCAAAUGCAACAUCAUCUCAUGGGAAUGAACUUCCGAAAAAGUUGAACUUCAUUCGGAGGAUAAAUAUAGCUAUUGGUAUUGCUACUGCACUGAAUUAUCUUCAUCAUCAGUGCCGUGUUCCCAUCGUUCAUUGUGAUCUAAAGCCUAGCAACAUCCUCUUAGAUGCUGAGAUGGUCGCACAUGUUGGCGACUUUGGAUUAGCAAAAUUCCUUCUUGGAUCAUCCCUUGAUACUGUAGCUAACCAAAUGAGCUUAAUGGAAUACAAGACAUCAACCUCAACAAUCUCCACCUUGGCUUGGAUUAUGUAA
Molecule: messenger RNA, 894 nt
Organism: Syzygium oleosum
Lineage: Eukaryota; Viridiplantae; Streptophyta; Magnoliopsida; Myrtales; Myrtaceae
Product: probable LRR receptor-like serine/threonine-protein kinase At3g47570
Exons: 2
Coding region: 1-894 (297 amino acids)
Biological process (GO): protein phosphorylation
Molecular function (GO): ATP binding; protein kinase activity
Source: RefSeq, a predicted model, not a curated record